This is a messenger RNA of Oncorhynchus gorbuscha (pink salmon), 4255 nucleotides long. RefSeq names its product galactose mutarotase (gene galm). Gene Ontology annotation, molecular function: aldose 1-epimerase activity; carbohydrate binding. Gene Ontology annotation, biological process: glucose metabolic process; beta-D-galactose catabolic process via UDP-galactose, Leloir pathway. The record is from RefSeq and is a predicted model, not a curated record. The transcript has 7 exons. Lineage: Eukaryota; Metazoa; Chordata; Actinopteri; Salmoniformes; Salmonidae. Bases 1010 to 2044 code for a protein of 344 amino acids.
GCUACCUGAUUAAAAUAAUGAUUAUCUUAAUUGAACCAAUUUGGCCUCGGACUCCACCACGGCUGCUGAUAGGAAUGGAAGAGGGGGAGCUUUAAAAAAAAACAUCACUCACUGUGCUCCACUCUCAGAAUGCUUCCAUGUGUUGUUGAAUGGUAGAAAUUGGCUUUUUUUUGUCAUGUGGGUAGGAAAAAGCCCCUCAGGUGUGACAUGACAUCUCCAGUGGAUGUGGAGUUAACAUUGUUACAUCACACCAGAUGACAAAAACCAUUGUUGUUCAUGGCAUCUCAACACCCUGUCUGUUUCUCUGGGGAGAGAUGACUGGAUCUGCCCUCUGUGCCCUCUACUGAAGGCAUGGCCGAGCAACAGUGAAAGUAGAUCAUCAGAUGCAGUGGACCAUGGGAUUAGAUCCUGCAAGAGCACAGCUGCCUAAAACAUGUGCUGCCAUAAUGGCCAUCAGGAAAGGGCAUCUGGGACCGCAACACACAAACGACCGAUGAGGUCAUUUACAGGAAUGGAGAACUUGGAAAACAGAUAAAAUUUAUUAAUUUCUUGGUUCUGUCAGUUUAAUCUCUGAAUAAGAUGUAUAUUAUUACAUUUAUUGUGGAUCUACUUAAUCGUGUGAAAACAGUUACGUUUACUUACUAAUACAUAUACUGAUAUGUAUUGUAGGUAUACUGCAGUAACCUCACGCUCCUGUUAAUGUAUAGAACUACAAAUAUUCUGUCCUCUUCUGAUGACAUCAAUCAUUGCGUCAUAAAAUACGGACGCAAAUAUCAUAAACAUUGAACAUUUGUACAUUGUAUUGCAAAGUCCAUGGUUUGUGUUGUAGUGUAGCAGUUUACGCACGUGUUUUCAUUUGGAACUUGCAAUAAAGUUUCUUGUGACGUGAGAAUGUUACAAGCCUAUUGUAUCUUUAUUGCCCAUUGACGACAAUUUACCAUUUCCGCGUGCAUGUUCAUAUGAUCAAAGUGUGAAAUCGUGUCAAAGAUAAGUCUGACGUUGAGGCAACAUGGCACUGGUACUAAUGGAGGAAUUCGGUGAGGUACCGGGAGAAGGACGUGUACAGAAAUGGAUUCUGAAAUCGUCUAACAUCACAGUGGAAAUCAUAACACUAGGGUGCAUCAUAACAGCCAUCAAGUGUAAAGGCAAGAAUGGAGAGGUCAAUGACAUCGUUCUGGGUUAUGAUGAUCUUGAGGGCUAUCUGGCCAACCCCAAGUACUUUGGUGCUGUUAUCGGCCGGGUAGCCAAUAGGAUCGCCAAGGGCAGAUUUGUGGUCGACGGGAAGGAUUAUCAACUGGCCAUCAAUAAUGGACCUAACUCCCUCCAUGGAGGACUGAGGGGCUUCAGCAAGGUGAUAUGGGGAAGUGAGGGUGUGGAGGGCGGGGUGCGGCUCACCCUCAAUAGCCCAGACGGAGACCAGAAUUACCCCGGGGAGGUGCAGGCCUCUGUCACUUACACCCUGGAGGGGGACACACUGAGCAUCCAGUACCAGGCCCGCUCCACUAGAACCACCCCCAUUAACCUCACCAACCACUCUUACUUCAACCUGGCUGGACAGGGCUCAGCUGACAUAUACGACCAUGAAGUGUCCAUCAACGCUCCAACAUAUUUGCCUGUAGAUGACGUCAUGAUCCCCACUGGCGAGGUCAGACCAGUGGAGCACACACCCUUUGACCUUCGGAGGCCAGUUCUGAUUGGACCACGGCUGAAAGAAGUGCCUGGGCCUGGGUUCGACCACAACUUCUGCCUGUCAUCACCUGGAGAUGCUUGGACAGAGCGCAUGUGUGCAAGGGUAUUUCACCCAGCGAGUGGGUGUGUUAUGGAGGUCAGCACCACUCAGCCCGGCGUCCAGUUCUACACAGCCAACUUCUUGGAUGGCUCUUUUAAAGGAAAGGGUGGGGCCUCUUAUCCUAAACACAGUGCCUUCUGCCUGGAGACACAGAACUGGCCUGACGCUGUCAACCAGGCCUCUUUCCCCGAUGCUCUGCUGAGACCAGGGGAGCAGUACCGCCACGUCACCCGCUUCACCUUCUCCACCGCCUGACGGAGAGGGGGGGUGGGGAAUCAGGGGUCAGCAUCAAGCAGGGAGCGACCAAUCAGAGCUGAUCCUUUGCUGAUGAAAGGAUGGAGCAACACAGAACAGGAGUUGUUUACACUCAAAUCAGAAGGUUGAUUUUUGUAGUAUUCAAGAACCAAUCUGAGAUGGACAGGUAAUGAUUUUGAUAUGAAAAUGAUGAUGAUGAUGACAUGAUUAGAGGUGAUGAGUUCAUAAAGACACACAAGUCCAGUACCAAUUUGACUCUCAAUAUCCUCCACAUUGCUUUGUUCCCCUCUUUACAGCUGGACUUUUACUGCAUUAAACAUUGUAAUAUCCACUACCAUUUGAAAUUGUCUUUGGGCCCUGUUCAAAUUAGGCUUUAAACUUCCAUAAAUAGUACAGUACAUGCAUAAGUAAAUUAGUUUCCACUUUCCUUUGUUGUUGGGUAGACAGGGUCUCUUUUGCUCCAUUACUCUUACAGUUGUGGCCCAAAAUAUUGUCACCCUUGGACUUUUUCUCCCUAUUUCUUAUCAAAUCAUUUUACAUUUAGAAUAACUUUUGAUAACUGCCAACAAAUGCUUAUUGUAGCCAUCCAUGAGCUUGCUGCACCUUUCUACUGGCAAUUUGGCCCAAUCUUCAGCAGAAAACUGUUCUAAUUCUUCAAUGUUUGAGGGAUGCCCUCCACCAACUGCUGUUUUCAGCUCUCGCCAUAGGUUAUGGAUGUGAUUCACACCUCAUCUCUUCGCUGGCCACUCUAGAACAGACCAGUGUUUCUUCUUAAACCAUGCCAUGGUGUUGUUGAUGUGUGUUUAGGGCCGUUGUCCUUCUGGAAGACCCACAACCUUCAACAAAGUUAUGUUUUUGGACCCUGGGUCGAACAUUGGUAGUCUGCUGAUUUCAUGAUACUGUGUCUUGCACACAUUCGAGGCCCCCAGUACCGGAGACAGCAAAGCAACCCCACAGCACUAUCAAACCUCCCCAAUGUUUGAUUGUAGGGAGGGUGUUAUUUUCUUUGUAAGCUUCAUUUGGUCAUAGGUAAAAAUAGGAAGACUAAAAUGCUGAAGGACACACAAGAUAGCCUGAUUGAAUUUCUCAAAAACCCAUCUCAACAAGCCUUAAUCUUGUGGAAAAUGUUCUGUGGACAAAUGAAACAAAAUUAAAACUCUUUGGCAAUACAGAUCAGUGCUGUGUUUAUUGGCGACCAAAUUAAGCAUUCAAUGAAAAGAGCACAAUUAAAGAUGAGGGUGGUUUGAUAAUGCUGUGGGUUUGCUUUGCUGCCUCUGAUACUGGGGCCUUGAAAGUACGCAUGGCAUCAUGGAAUCAGCAGAUUAUCAGGUGUUUGAGUCCAAUGUUCAACCCAGCGUCCAAAAACUGAAGAUUGGGCCAAAUUGCCAGUAGAAAGGUGCAACAAACUCAUUGAUGGCUACAAUAAGCAUUUGUUGGCAGUUAUCUUGGCCAAAGGCAGUGCAACUAAGUACUGGCUCCAGGGUGGCAAUAAUUUUGUCCAUGCCAUUUGUCUUAAUUUUCUAAAUGAAUUUGAAACUUAAGUUACCAAAAAUAAAUUUGGUUUUGCAAUGUUGAAAAUCCAAUAAGGUGUGGUGACAGUUUUAUUUAAAUAUAAUUUAUUUGAAAAGAAAUAGAGAAUUAUUUAGGAAAAGUGCAAGGGUGACAAUCUAUUUGGCAGCUACUGUAAGUAUUCAACUCCCUGGAAUGUAUCUCAUUGGUAUUCACUGGAGUGAUCUUUGAUUAUGGGACUCAAUAUUGGACUCUAUUGCAAUUCAAUGAAAACACCCAUUAUAUUACCUCUUCUACCUUGACUUACAGAGCCUUCAGAAAGUAUUCAUAAACCUUGACUUUUUACGCUUUUUGUUGCGUUACAGCCUGAAUUUAACAUGGAUUAAACUGAGAUGUUGUGUCACUGGCCUAUACAAUACCGCAUAAUGUCAGUGGAAUUAUGUUUUUCGAAAGUUUUCCAAAUUAAUAAAAAAUGAAAGCUGAAAUAUCUUGAGUCAACAAGUGUUCAACUCCUUUAUGGCAAGCCUAAAUAAGUAUGUAAGUCAAAAUGUGCUUAAUAAGUUUCAUGGACUCACUUGUGUGCAAUAAGUGUUUAACAAGAUUUUUGAAUGACUACCUCAUCUUUGUACCACACACACAGAUAAUGUUAAGGUCCCUCAGUUGAGCAGUGAAUUUAAAACACAGAUUCAACCACAAGGACCA